AUGGCAGCCCUGCGCCCGCCCGCCCUCCAGCACCUCCUCAGCCACCAAACCCGCGUCCUACGAACCACUGCAUGGCACCAACAACGGCGCUGGGCGCAGGUGCACGACGCGCGGUUCCUAGCGACGACACAACAGCCGCGGCACAUUCUCGAAAAGUACCGUCAAAAACUCGACGAGAAGGCCCGUGCCGAGGGCCACGCUGAUAUCGACUCGCUUAAGGCGGCGUAUUCGGAUAAGAUUAAGGCGCUGCGGAAAGAGACGGAUGCUGUUACUGCGCCGUUGGAUCAGGCUCGGGCUGGGGGGGUGAAGGAGCCGUUGACACCACCGCCAUCACCGGGUUCUAGUAGCCAGCAACCACAACAACAACCACAACCACAACAUCAAGCAACGACAACAACAUCAACAACACCACAACCCCCCACCCCACCCAAAUCCCCCUCCUCCUCCCCAACAGGCGUCAAACCCCUCUCCGCAAUCCUCAACCUCCCCAAAGUCCUCCCCCUCCCCAACACAACUCUCACCAACCUCUGGCGCCAACACCACUCCACCCACCCGCGCUCCCUCUGCGCCGUAAUCCCCGCAAGCACCUACCAAACCAUGGACUCCCUCGCACGCCAACAUCCCCAUUUCGUUUUACCGGUCCCACAUCCGCAGCAGGGCGCAGAGAUUCACUUUUGUCAGUGGACUUGGGAUGUUGAGACGCGGAGCGCGACGGUGUUGUUUACCCAGUUGGCGGAGUAUAAGGUGCGGGGGGAGUUUGCGGUGCCGCAUACGACGGUGACGCAUUAUUUGGAUUUGGUGGGGGGGAGGAGGGUUGUCAAGGAUUUUGUCAAGGAUGAGGGGGAGGGACAGCAGGUGCAAGAGGGGGUAGAGGUGGAGGAGGAAGGGGUGGUGUUGAUGCAGGGGAUGGUGGUGGAGGAUCGCGGGGUGAAAGUGGAGGAUGCGCAGUGGUUGGUUAUGUGUUUGCAGCGGUUUUAUGGGGGGUGGGAUGGGUUGGGGGGUCAGGGGGGACUGGAGAGGGCGGAGGAGAGGAGGAGGUUGUUGGAGUGGUUUGGGAAGGGGGAUGAGAGGUUUAGUGUGGAGAAGUUGUUGGAGCAGGCUGAGAGGAUGGGGUAG
Molecule: messenger RNA, 1116 nt
Organism: Dichotomopilus funicola
Lineage: Eukaryota; Fungi; Ascomycota; Sordariomycetes; Sordariales; Chaetomiaceae
Product: ATP11 protein-domain-containing protein
Exons: 1
Coding region: 1-1116 (371 amino acids)
Biological process (GO): mitochondrial proton-transporting ATP synthase complex assembly
Cellular component (GO): mitochondrion
Source: RefSeq, a predicted model, not a curated record